Dissoconium aciculare CBS 342.82 is the source of this 2008-nucleotide messenger RNA. RefSeq lists its product as uncharacterized. The transcript has 4 exons. The coding region runs from base 1 to 1725 and encodes 574 amino acids. The record is from RefSeq and is a predicted model, not a curated record. NCBI's taxonomy places the organism in Eukaryota, Fungi, Ascomycota, Dothideomycetes, Mycosphaerellales, Dissoconiaceae.
AUGCUGAUGCUGCUGUUGUCACUGUCACUGUCACUGUCACUGCUGCUGCUGCUGUUGUGUGCUGAAGGUGCCCUACUGCAGGUGCUCAACCGCCAAUCCUCUUUCCUCGCCUGUCACUACCACACCUGGGCACUCUCUUUGCUCUCGCUCACCUCACCCGCUUUGCACGCACCCACGCACGCACGCACUGGCUCACACACUCACAUACACACGCACUCAUACAAGCCUUCUGAGCUCCUCCUCGUCGACGGCAAGGUCCCUGUUGUGUCGUCGUCGUCCUGCUCACCACUCCGCCAUCACCGCUCCGCUCUUGAGAGCUCUCUCUCUCUCGCCCAUCACCGCUCGCCCAGCAUGGCGGCCGCACCUACAAUCAUGAUUCAACAAAUCGAACAUCCCGAGGAGGUUGCGUCAAAGGUCAUGAAAAGAGUUCAGGUCUCCAAGAUGACUCGAGCUCUGCAAGAUCGACUCGCACUCGCCAAUGUCAAAUGUCAAAACGGCUGGCAGAACCUCAGCUUGGAUGUCAUUGAGCCACAGGUGGAGGAAAGGAUCAGGAGAAAGAGACCGGCUUCGAGUAACGAUACCAUAUCAGAUUCCGCCUCUACCACCUCGAGUCGAUUUCAUUCGAGCGCCGGCCUGGCCUCCUCUCCUCUCACAGAACCCAUGUUCUCGGAUCAGAUUCUGCCAUCGAGCAGCACACGCUCCAAACGACUUCGUCCGGCGGAGCUACCACGAUAUCCGGCCAGCGGAGCCAUCACCGGCCAUCGUACCCGCUCCGCACGACGACCGUCAUGGAAGCGAAGUCACCAAUUACCUCAAUCCUCCCCUAUCAAACCUACUCGCCAUCAACAGCACUCGCGGAUCGUCUCCUCCGCCAACGUUUCACAAUUCUCUUUCAUGUCAACCGCAUCCACUCGCAUCGAUGAAACGCCGUCACCGGAACUCAGCGAGGAGGACGACACCGAUCUUCCUCUGACUAGUUUCCAACUUCUGCCUUCUACAGGCUCAUUUAGCUUCGAUGCCUUUGAGAGUUUCAAAGGACCCACACACGUCACAUCCUCACCACCUCGCACACCACCACAGGACCGCCGCAUGCGGAAGAGUCACAACAUAUCUUGGUCACGGACACCUCGGCAUGGCGAAGAAGGAGCAGAUCUCUUGCUCUACCUUGCCAAAUCUCCCAAGGCCCCGUACGGAAGCGGCGCCGAGACCGUCCGACCGAGAAAGUCGACGACCAUCUUCGAUCGCAAUGCGAGCUUUAGCUUCAAGCCUCAACAAUCCCAACCCGAACAACAACCCGCACCAGUCGUCGAGCCUCCAGAACCUCCACGCACACCACCUUGUCGCUCGACGCCACUCCCCUCAUCACAUAUGACCCCCAGCAACCACUACAACGGCAGCGGCACCGCCCUCGGCUUCGGCUCCAUGACCCCCGGACCGUUCGGCCUCGGCGGCAACCUCCCCCAGACCCCCGGCACGUCCUUCAACUUUGCCGACUUCGUCACCAUGAGCCCCAGCCCGGCCCAACCCAACUGGAACACCGCCGCCGCGACUCGCACACCUAUGGCCGGAUUCGGUCAAACGCCCGGUUCGUCCGCAAGGCGGAGAUUGAAUUUCGAUCGGACACCCGUCUUGGGAGGAAUCCGCAUGCUCGAUGAUGGCGGCGGCGGCGGCGGGGGAGGGUUCGGUGGGUUGGGGAUGGAGUUAGGUGGGGAGUUGCUCCCUUGAGCAAGAACGGCCCUUUGUUUUCUUUGGCGUAUUCCUCUGCCACGUUUCCUCUUUCUUUUCUUCUUUUGGUCCGGCUCAUCUUACACCUUUUUGGACACUUUUUGGGGGAACGAACGAAAGAGCGAGAAGAAAGAGAGAGAAAGGAUCCUCUCACCACCGCCGUGUCGGGGGACAGAUCCGCCCCACACACACGCACACCCAUCACACCACACAGAGAGACCCGAACGCUGUUAUAUAUCCCCCUUUUCUGCCCACCGAGGCGAAUCCUGUUUUCCGAGAACGC